Molecule: messenger RNA, 1842 nt
Organism: Mugil cephalus (flathead mullet)
Lineage: Eukaryota; Metazoa; Chordata; Actinopteri; Mugiliformes; Mugilidae
Gene: slc25a26
Product: solute carrier family 25 member 26
Exons: 10
Coding region: 133-945 (270 amino acids)
Biological process (GO): transmembrane transport
Cellular component (GO): mitochondrial inner membrane
Molecular function (GO): S-adenosyl-L-methionine transmembrane transporter activity
Source: RefSeq, a predicted model, not a curated record
ACGCGGAAGUAAUUCAGCCAAGAUGGCUGCGUCCUUGACAGGCAUGUUUUGGUUGUAGUGGAGUGUCAGAGAUGCACAGCGGUGGGAAAUUUACAGGCUACGCGACCGUUAAGGACAUAUUGAAAGCAGAAUAUGGAGAGACGAGAGUUCGUCGCGUCCCUGGUGGCGGGAGGCUGUGCAGGGAUGUGUGUGGAUCUGACCCUGUUCCCCCUGGACACCAUUAAGACCAGACUACAGAGUCAGCAGGGCUUCUACAAGGCUGGGGGCUUUCGAGGCAUCUACGCCGGGGUCCCAUCUGCUGCUGUCGGCUCCUUCCCCAACGCCGCUGCUUUCUUUGUCACCUACGAUUGCACAAAGUCCCUUCUCGGCGCUCGCGGGCCCCUCGCGCAGCCACACAUGGCACCUGUCACUCACAUGCUGGCCGCCUCGCUGGGAGAAAUCGUGGCCUGUCUGAUCCGGGUGCCCACAGAGGUGGUCAAACAGAGGACACAAGCUUCUCCAUCCUCCACGACGUACAACAUGCUGCUGGCUACGCUCAGGCAAGAGGGUGUUCGAGGCUUGUACAGAGGAUACGGCAGUACAGUUCUCAGAGAGAUCCCGUUCUCUCUGGUGCAGUUUCCACUCUGGGAGUAUUUGAAGACGCUGUGGUCACGGAGGCAAGGUCACACGCUCUACUCUUGGCAGGCGGCGGUGUGCGGAGCUUUUGCAGGUGCGGUGGCGGCGUUCGUCACCACUCCGCUUGACGUGGCGAAGACCAGGAUUAUGCUUGCAAAGGCUGGGUCGACCACAGCGAGCGGCAACAUCCCUCUGGUGCUCUACGACGUGUGGAGGAGUCGAGGCCUUACAGGCCUGUUCGCUGGCAGCAUACCCAGGGUGACCUUCAUCAGCGUGGGUGGCUUCAUCUUCCUGGGAGCCUACGAGAAGGUCCGCCGCACUCUGCUGUAGCGCCCGGUCCGUCCUGCUAGACUUUUCCUGAGCCUCCACCCUCUGGAGGACCAGCAGGGAAAGCGUCUCUGGGAGCAGCUACCUCAUCGGCCCCAGGAGGGGCCCCUGCGCCUCCGUGCCGCCGGGCCCAGAGAAACAAGGAAACAAGUAGCGCUGGGUGCUGGAAGAGUUUUCCUCCACAGCGGGAGCCGGGGUGCUGCAUUCCUGCUCGUUAGUGCUCCGCGGGUUGAGCUGAGCUCCGUCACACUUGACUGGCACUGCCCGGCAUCUUUACUGUUUAUGCGUGAGUGAAAGAGUUGCCGUAUUAAAGACUGUCUCUUUGUAAGCUCGGAGUGAGGAUUCGUGAUUCCCUUGGGCUCCCUCUGACUUCCAGCGCUGCAUGGUUUAAUGAUCUUUUUAGUGUUUUGUCCAUACUUUCUGCUCUGUAAUCCGCGCCACCUGUGUUAAAGACCGACCGGGGAGGCACAGCACACAUAUCUGGCCAUUGUUAAUUCCCGCCGGAGCACAGCUGAUCUCAUCCACCUGCUGGAGCCUGAAUUCUUUUCUUGAGAUGCCUCCAACAAUAGAACAGUUUGUUAAAUUGGCACUUCAGGCUUUAGCUUCGUGAUGAGGCUCAGGUGUUCUAUGAAAGGUUUUUUUUCUUCUUUUUGUAUUAUACAUCAGUGUGGAAGAGGAUUCGGGGCACUGGAAAAAGAAACAGUUGUAGUUAGAGCGAAUGAAUUAUUAAUAGUUUUUUUUUUUUUAGUUCUGACUUUAAUCUUAAAAAACAAAACCUCAAACUCGCUCUAACUCCAUUUGUUUUGGCCCUAAUCCUCUUCCAUAACUUAUACCUGUCAUUGCUUUAAGAUUUUAUUAUGAGGCAACUGGAUUUCUAACUAUAUUAAACAGUUACCUGAA